Molecule: messenger RNA, 884 nt
Organism: Macrobrachium nipponense
Lineage: Eukaryota; Metazoa; Arthropoda; Malacostraca; Decapoda; Palaemonidae
Product: large ribosomal subunit protein mL62-like
Exons: 5
Coding region: 71-673 (200 amino acids)
Biological process (GO): mitochondrial translational termination
Cellular component (GO): mitochondrial large ribosomal subunit
Molecular function (GO): peptidyl-tRNA hydrolase activity; translation release factor activity, codon nonspecific
Source: RefSeq, a predicted model, not a curated record
GCUACUACUACUACUACUACGAUUAUUGGCCUGGCCCUCACCGGAUAACACCAAAUUACGCGACGUCAAAAUGCAUUCUGCAACACGACUUUGCGGCCGUAUAAAACAAUUGGUAAAUGUUCGCCAAAUUCACACUACUCUCCAUGUCCGGCAAUUUCAGAGUGCAAUAAGCCUGAAGACUUUAUACCCCAAGAGUGAUUUAGAUCUACUUAAGAAAACGGAGCCUCCUAAAAGCAGUGGUUUAACUUUCUCAGGAUAUAUUCCAAUUGAAAAAGUACAAAUUUCAUAUUCCCGGAGCAGUGGGCCAGGUGGACAAAAUGUUAACAAAGUGAAUACAAAAGUUGAUCUUCGCUUUGAGUUGAAUACAGCUGAAUGGCUUCCUGACCAGCUGAAAGAAAGAGUUAGAGAAAAGUUCAAGACUUCCGUAAAUUCAGAGGGUUUUCUUGUUGUAAGAUCUGACAAAACUCGUUCUCAGCAGUUGAAUUUAGCAGAUGCAUUGGAUAAACUUCGGACUAUGAUUCAUUCAGCGUCAUAUGAACCACCUCCACAUGCUGCAGAAGAUGUUGAAAGACAUAGGAGAAGACAUGAAGCUGCUGUUAGAGAAAGAUUACGUCAAAAAAAGCACCGAUCAUUGAUCAAGCAAGACCGACAGGCUCCUGAAGUUGAUAUGUAGUUUUGUAUGAAUAAGUUAUUGUAUAUUUGUAAUAUAUCAAUACUGGUCCGUUUUGUUAAAACAUAGAGUCAUUACUAUAGGUAUAAAAGUGCUAGGAAUAUGAAGAAUACAAAGUGCAGUUCAGGUUAGUUUCCUUUCUUUUACAUAACCUGUACUUGCAAGGUUUAGUACUGUACCUAUUGUUUUUUUGGAAAAUAAAUAUAACAAAUUA